CGCUGCUCGGCCACCUCCGCUGGGGUCCUAGGAGCGGCGGCGGCCGGGGCCAAGAUGGCGGCGCCCUGGUGGCGCGCCGUGCUGUAUGGAUGUGGGAGAUGGCGGGGCUUCAGCAGCUCGGCCGCUUUGAGCCGCCGGACCGCGCCGCUGGGGCCGAUGCCCAACGAGGACGUGGACGUGAGCAACCUGGAGCGGCUGGAGAAGUACCGGAGCUUCGACCGCUAUCGGCGCCGGGCGGAUCAGGAGGCGCGGGCCCCGCACUGGUGGCGAACCUACCGGGAGUAUUUCCAGGAGGAGACAGAUCCCAAAGGCAAGACUGACAUCGGGCUGCCUCCACCCAAGGUCUGCCACGCCCAACGGCUUCUAGAAAGAAAACGGGUCCUGCAGGAGCUACGGGCCAGCGUGGAAGAGGAGAGGGCUGCCCGCCUGCGCACAGCCACCAUCCCACUGGAAGCUGUGCGGGCCGAGUGGGAGAGGACCAGCGGCCCCUACCACAAGCAGCGUCUGGCCGAGUACUACGGCCUCUACCGAGAUCUGUUCCAUGGGGCCACCUUCGUGCCCCGUGUCCCCCUGAGCGUGGCCUAUGCUGUGGGUGAGGAGGACCUGGUGCCCGUGUACCACGGCAAUGAGGUGACCCCAACUGAGGCCGCCCGAGCCCCAGAGGUGACCUUUGAGGCAGACAAGGGCACCAUGUGGACGCUGCUGCUCACCAAUUUGGAUGGACACCUGCUGGAGCCGGACGCCGAGUACGUCCACUGGCUGGUAACCAACAUCCCGGGCACCCAGGUGACUGAAGGCCAGGAGACGUGUCCCUACCUGCCCCCCUUCCCUGCCCGUGGCUCCGGCUUCCACCGCUUCGUCUCCCUUCUCUUCAAGCAGGACAACCCGAUAGACUUCUCAGAAGACGCCCGCCCGCCACCCUGCUACCGGCUGGCCCAGCGGACCUUCCGCACUUUUGAUUUCUACAAAAAGCACCAGGAAGUCAUGACUCCGGCUGGCCUGGCCUUCUUCCAGUGUCGCUGGGAUGACUCGGUCACCCACAUCUUCCACCAGCUCCUGGACAUGCCAGAGCCCGUGUUUGAGUUUGUGCGGCCACCCCCUUACCAUCCCAGGCAGAAGCGCUUCCCCCACCGGCAGCCUCUGCGCUACCUGGACCGGUACAGAGACAGUCACGAGCCCACCUACGGCAUCUACUGAGGGCUCAGAGCACCCGCCUCGGGGACAGAGAUGCACAGCAGAGCGCAGGCUGUGGGGCUCUGGGCGCUGCUCGAGACAGCCCUCCUGCUAGCCCUCCCGUCAGGCCAGGGCUCUAGCAGGGGACUUGGUGGCGGUGGCUGCACAAAGUGAAUAAAGAUGACUUUAGCUGUG
Molecule: messenger RNA, 1368 nt
Organism: Tupaia belangeri chinensis (Chinese tree shrew)
Lineage: Eukaryota; Metazoa; Chordata; Mammalia; Scandentia; Tupaiidae
Gene: MRPL38
Product: mitochondrial ribosomal protein L38
Exons: 9
Coding region: 55-1197 (380 amino acids)
Cellular component (GO): mitochondrial large ribosomal subunit
Source: RefSeq, a predicted model, not a curated record